Messenger RNA from Coturnix japonica (Japanese quail), 6588 nucleotides. It is a transcript of the gene CREBRF, whose product is annotated as CREB3 regulatory factor. NCBI's taxonomy places the organism in Eukaryota, Metazoa, Chordata, Aves, Galliformes, Phasianidae. Gene Ontology annotation, biological process: response to unfolded protein; regulation of transcription by RNA polymerase II. Gene Ontology annotation, molecular function: DNA-binding transcription factor activity, RNA polymerase II-specific; RNA polymerase II transcription regulatory region sequence-specific DNA binding. The record is from RefSeq and is a predicted model, not a curated record. Gene Ontology annotation, cellular component: nucleus.
CGGGGGAGGAGGCUUCGGAGAACCCGGCCCCGACCGGCAGCUGAGCCCCGGGGAGGAGGGAGGGCAGAACCGAGGGCUCCGGGCAGCGCAGUGUCCGCCAACAGCCCGGCCUAAUGCUGCGGGGAACGGCGUUGUGUCGAAAACUACAAACAGAAGAGCUCCGUAAGAGUGAACUGAAGUUACCAUAAGGAAAUAUUUCAUUACAUGGACUGUGUAAACUCCCAGAGACAAAGGUAAAGCUGGAAAGAAAUCUACAAGUGAAUAGAACAAGAAGUUUGGAAUUGGAUUUGGGGAAUCUGGGCUUGGAAAUGCCUCAGCCCAGUGUGAGUGGAAUGGACCCUCCUUUUGGGGACGCCUUUCGGAGCCAUGUGUUUUCAGAACAGACUCUGAUGAGCACAGAUCUCUUGGCAAGCAGUUCAGAUCCAGACUUUAUGUAUGAACUGGACAGAGAAAUGGACUACCAGCAAAGCUCCAGAGACAACUUGCUUUCAAUGGAGGACUGCAAAGACCUUGAGAACUUAGAGUCUUUUACGGACAUCCUGGACAAAGAAGCUGCUUUCACCUCCAAGUGGGAGCAGUGGGACACGUACUGUGAAGACUUAACUAAAUACACUAAACUAACCAGCUGUGAUAUCUGGGGAACAAAAGAGGUGGAUUAUUUGGGCCUUGAUGACUUUUCAAGCCCAUACCAAGAUGAAGAGGUGAUAAGCAAAACACCUACUCUGGCUCAGCUUAACAGUGAGGACUCCCAACCUGUUUCAGAUUCACUCUAUUAUCCUGAUUCACUCUUUAGUGUAAAACAAAACCCUUUAAAUUCUCUGUUACCCGGAAAAAAAAUUGCAAGUAGAGCAGCAGCCCCAGUCUGUUCCUCCAAGAACAUUCAUGCUGAGGCACCUUUGUCGGACUAUGUUCAAAAGGCAAGCAAACCCGCCACACAGCCUGCUUCCAGUACACAAAUCAUGGUGAAGACCAAUGUGUACAGUAAUGAAAAGGUGAACAUUCAUGUUGAAUGUAAAGACUAUGUUAAAAAGGCAAAAGUGAAAAUCAAUCCUUUACCACAGAGCAGACCAGUGCUGACCCAGACGCAUGCGGAUGCAGCAAAGGAAAAUACCUGUUACUGUGGUGCUGUAGCAAAGAGACAGGAAAUAAAAGAGACCCCACACAGCCACUGUACGCCUCCUAUUUUGCCUUUUAAAGAGACUCAAGAACUGCUCCUCAGAGCACCCCAGGAAACUCCAGGACUUGUUGUGGGGGAGAGCAGUCUUUCUGCCGGCACGUCAGUGUCAGAUUCAUCACAGAAAAAAGAAGAGCACAACUAUUCUCUUUUUGUAACAGACAGUGUGGGCGAACAGUCGGCCAAAGGAGAACCUGAAGAAGACGAGGAGGAUGAGGAAGAUAUUGAAGAUGAGGAUCAUGAUGAAGGAUUUGGCAGUGAGCACGAGCUGUCUGAAAACGAUGAUGAGGAAGAAGAUUAUGAGGAUGAUAAAGAUGAUGACAUCAGCGAUACUUUCUCAGAACCAGGGUAUGAAAAUGAUUCUGUGGAGGAUUUAAAAGAAAUGACUGCAAUAACCUCUCGAAAAAGGGGCAAGCGAAGAUACUUCUGGGAGUACAGUGAGCAGCUGAUGCCAUCCCAGCAGGAAAGGAUGCUGCGGCCAUCGGAGUGGGACCGAGAUACAUUACCAAGUAACAUGUACCAGAAGAACGGUCUGCACCAUGGUAAAUACGCAGCAAAGAAGUCACGGAGGACUGAUGUAGAAGACCUGACUCCCAAUCCCAAAAAACUUCUACAGAUUGGUAAUGAGCUGCGGAAGCUGAAUAAGGUGAUCAGUGACCUGACGCCAGUCAGUGAACUUCCCUUAACUGCCAGACCAAGGUCAAGAAAAGAAAAGAACAAGCUGGCUUCCAGGGCUUGUAGACUAAAGAAGAAAGCCCAGUAUGAAGCCAAUAAAGUAAAACUCUGGGGUCUCAACACAGAAUAUGAUAAUUUGCUGUUUGUGAUCAACUCCAUUAAACAAGAAAUUGUUAAUCGAGUGCAGAUGCCUAAAGAUGAUAGAGGAGUCAACAUGGAACAAAGGUUGAACAUACUUAUUAAAGAUACCCUCGGACUUCCUGUAGCUGGACAGACAUCAGAGUUUGUGAAUCAAGUGUUAGAGAAGACUGCAGAAGGAGACCCCACAGGUGGCCUUGUAGGAUUACGAAUACCAAUGUCAAAAGUCUAAGACGUGACUUCACCCGUUCUCAUUGGUCACAUUCUUCCUGUGUUGUCAAGUACUUCAUUGUAAAUUGCAUUCUGGUCUGCAUGUCAGUUUAGCAUUAUGUAAACACUUACAAUUAGGUUCCAUUAUUUUUAAACAACAGCGUAGGAAAAAGAAAAAAAAUCAAAGCAUGGAAUAAAAUGCCUCGUAGCAUUUUUGGAGCAUAAAUUAGGGAGUUCUAAAGCUGCUUUGAGAUUGCAUACAGAGAUGAGGGUUCUUUUGGAAACUAAGUUCUAGGACCAGACUUAGCACUUUUGUUGUAGAAGCAUAUUUUUGCUACUAAAGUUAUUUUAGCGUAUGCCAGACGUGGUGGCAGGUUUGUGCUCCAGGCAGAACAAGAGGAAGCAUUUUUUUUUUUGCUAAAGCUGACGAUUCAGUUUUUUUGUUGUUGGUUUUUUUUUAUUUGUUCCUGUUUGCUGUUUUGAAAUAAUUGGGUUUCCUUUGUUCUCCUCACAAACAGUAAAGCUUUCUUUGCUACCAUUCACUUGUACAUAGCACACGUGGCUUCAGAGCUGCUGUGCCAUAGAAACUUUAAUUUUUUUUCUGAGCUUAAUAUAGUAUUUAAAUGUCUGUGCAAGCAAGAGAAAAAACAAAAAGUAUAUUCUUUGUGCCUUGUAUUUUGAGGGGAGAGCUAUCAGUGUAAGCUGGUAAAGUUUUGUAUGAAGAAAACCCCGAGGGGAAAAAAAAAACAAACCAAGAUGUACAGAUGGUGAGAUUAUAGGUUUUAAUGUAUUUGUUCCAGCUCUUAAAAUUUUUUGAAUGUAUAUAGGAAUAUGUUGAAAAUGUAGAUAUAUGCCACAGAGUCUAUGUAUUGUAUAAAAGAUGGCUCUAGAAAACUCUAUUUCGGUACUUUGGCCGGAAGAAAACAUAUACUUGCACAUUAAUGCGAUUGUUUAUUUUUGUACCAAAGACAAAUGCAACUGAUAUGGCGAACUGCCAGUCUAAGUAAAGUUUUGCACAGCUUAUAUGAUACUGUACUGAAUGUAAAAACAAAUGAAAAAUAUAAAAAAACACACAAAAAAAAGAAAAACAAAUGACAAGGUCAGGGUUAGGGAUCUUACUGAACUGUGAAUUUUUUUGUUUGGGUCCAAUUAUCUACAGAAGGAGCAUUCAUACAUAACAAUAUUAUUUUGCUGUUCUUGUAGUUCGCUUCCAUGGUAGAUAAGUUGGUGGCCGUCUCGGAGUCUUUACAUCUUUUUUCUCUGCACUUACUGUAGGAGAUUUUAAUAUAUUUGGAUUUUAGUAAGCUAUUGGUAAAAUAGUUUUCAACUUUGAGAAUUUAAAAGAAAUAUUUAGCUUGUUGUAGUAUACUUCCAACAAACAACCAAAAUAAAAUUAUUUUUAUUGUAAUGUGUAUAUAUGUAAAGAGAGGAAAAAAAAAAAAAAGAGCUACAGAUAUCUAAUUCCUUAGUUGCCACUUUUCCAGUCGAUGUAUUAUUAUGCAUGUGAUGUUUCCAAGGAUCAACACAGGCUUCAAACGAAACGAGACACACACAGAAAAGUUUAUAGACUUUUAUAUUUUUGUACAGGUAUUUCAAAAGUAGCUUCUUCAAACUUAUAUGUGACUUAUUCUUGUUGAUUCAGUAGUUUCUAUGAUUGGGAAAUAUUAACACAGAGUUCUUAUUUGCUCUUCUGCUAAUAAGAGUUGGCUUUGUAGUCAGUGUUAACGUACCGAUAAAAAGCUUUAGCCCUUGAUGAAAGUCCUUUAUCUCAAGGCAAGAUCAUUCUCUGGUUUCAUGGACCCUCUUUUCCUCCCCGUUCUUUCUCUCCCUAUUUAAAAUGACAGAACACUGUUUACUGAAAAUAGAAAUACCAAAUAUUUUCAAAUGUAGCUGCUGAAAAAAAAUAAUGCGAAGUCCAUGAAGGCUUUUUCUCCGCUCCCUUUGGGGAAUCUCUCCACUUCGUUUCUAGUUUGUCUAUGUUUGUACUGUGAUUCCUUUUUGUUUAUAUGUAGGUUAUUUUUAUAUCCAAGCUUGUACUAUAAAAAAAAAAGUCUGUAAUAGUGCAGUGAGGGUCGCAGAUGAAGGUGGCAGUUCUGCCACGUGCUGGUGAGUGUGCACACAGCUUACUUUGUAUCUAAAUAUUUUGGAAGACUCAAAAGGGAGGAGGCCAAAAUACCACUACUGAGCUGUACGGAAAGUUUUUUCCUUCACGAGACUGAACAAAUACCCAGAGCAAUUUAGGCAAAACUUUGUAAAUCCGCUUAAGAUUUGCAAACUCAGAGUGGACUUUGGGUGUUCUUAUUGCUCUCACGCUGAGGUGAGAGUCGGCUGCUGCUUUACACAGUGGGUCAGAUGUAUUCCUAUUGUAAGCAUUGCCAAUGUUACACUUAAUUCCAGAGAUGCAUACUGCCCAUAAAACCCCGACAAAGAAUGUUUCUUGUGAAGAUAAGGCCGUGUCUGUGCAAGGAUUUGAAUGGAGUCGUUCCUUUCUGCUGUGCGGUGUUACCGCACUGCUGCCAUAGGAGAGGUCCUUUUGCUCCGCCAGAACCAGGCGGCGUUUCUAAACGUUACGAGCAGUUUUUGCAAUCAGGUAAAAACUUUUGUGACAAAUUAAACUGACAAGGUAUCAGAAAAAAAAAAAAGCCCCUUUUUACUGCUCAGAAGUGCUGGGCAAAUAGAACUUUAUAGCUCUUUAUCUGAAAACCAGAAUAUGAUUUUGGUCUAGCAUUUCAAAGUAGACUUUGAAUCUUAUAGUGAAUUCCAUACCCUUGCAUUUCAGUGUUUUCUAUGUAUUAUUUUAAGUUAAAGCUUUGGAAUAGUUGAGCUUUUUAAUGUUGACACUUUAUUUUGUACCUAUUUAUAUGUAUGUAUAUCUUAGAAAAGCACUUUGUUUAAAAAGGAAACAAAAAACAAAAAAAAAGAAGAAGAAAAAAAAGAAGAAAAAAGAAAAAAAAGGAAAAAAAAAACCAAAAAAGAAACUGCGUUUUCUAUGAUUCCUGCCACUUGCUGCUAACUCUGGGCUGGUCAGAAUGCUGCAGCGAUACUUGAUCUAAAUAAAACCUGGCAGUAAAAUGUAGAGUACAGAUAAGACCUUUUGCUGGUUUAACUUUAUCGUAAAGGUGACGUAGGCAAGCUGUGCAGCUUUACAUUUUAACCAGGGGACUCUGUGGCAUUUAAACCGUCUAGAAAUGGUUGUACUUUAAUGCCAGUAACAAUCUGCUUCCUCUAGUGUCAUUACAAUAUAUACAUUUAGUGUAUACUUAUCACAGACAGAAUCUUUUAAGGGUAUAAAAACCAACCAAUGUACAUGUUCUGUUUUUGGCAAUUGUGGCAUGCGUUUUUGGGUGAUCUUUAGAGAAGAGCAUUUUCUAAAGAUGUUCAGUGUUCAUACAUGGUCUGUGGAUCUUAAUGAAGUCCUGGAUUAUUUUUUGUUUGUUUGUUUGUUUUUGAGUGUAGGCAUUGUGAAUAUUCACUCUUAAUCCUAUAUCCAAAAACAAUUAUACAUCUUUUGAUUUAAUACAAACAGAAGUUCUUCCUUUUUCUGAUACACUGGAUUCUCUAGGAUUUGUUUCCAUAUUAAAAGCAUGCUGUUAUAACCGCUCUUGUUAAAAUCUCGUCAGUCUCAACUAUAGGUGCCACACUUUCUGACUCGAUGGACUGCUUGUUCUACUGUACCAUGUAUGAUUCUUGUCCUACUUCCUUCAUGAGAGAUUAUGACGUGGCUUUAUAUCGUGCCUUACUCGUACAUCUAGAACUAAAUGUUUUUCAUUACCCUUGAACUCUUCAAACCUAACCCUUCCAAAAGUGAAUCUGAACUGGUAAAAGCAUCCUGAAGAGAGUUUGGAUAGAUCUAUUUUUGUUUCUCUCAAUAGCAGUCGUUUUCUAUUUAUAUAGAUGACCAGUUUUUGGAUGGCCUUGCAGAAUGUGGGGGUGCUCGCAAAGGGCAUUUUUGAGCCCUAAACCCCUUUUUGCUAACACUUCUUUUAUGGUUUAUUGAACACACCGAUAUUUGGUGAGUUCUUUUCUUGGUUGAGAGAGACUUACUAAUAAAACUAUGAAGUGUGGGUGGGCUGGAUUGUCUUACCAUGCCAGCUGAAGCGUGAUUGCAUCAAGUUGCUUUGCUGCGAGGUUGAUGUGAGAGUCAGGCUCAGCUGUGUUCAGUCCCUGCUCCUUUCUAGAUAGCAGACCCUUUGCCACUGGUAAAUAAAGCUGGGAAAAAGCUGAAACCAGAAAAACCUAAAAUCCAAAUGGGUGAAGGGUCUGUUAGUUGACCUAAAAGCAACCAGACACCUGCUGUCAGUACUUCUUUGAUCCAAAAAGUUUCCCCCCCCACCCAACAUUUAUCCGCUAUUUGCCUUCGUUAAUAAAACAGCUUAUUCACAAAAUACAAA